GUCUCAACUAAAAUAUCAAUAUAGGGCGUGGAGGAAACUAAAAGUUAGAUUAGGAAUCAAGAAACGAAAGGAGGAAGGAAAAGGCAGUAUGGGACAGACGGAAAAGUUAGUAAACGGAAGAUGUGCUUCACGAACGAUCAGGCGCUGCUCCUGUCGCCUAAGAAAGUGAGGCCAUCGAGGAUUAUGGGAUUUGUAGUUUUACGUGUCAUUUGGUUGGAAGAUGGCGGAAAUGACAGCUGCGCAAACGCAGAAGCAGCUUCAGCUGCGCUUGCGCUUCAGUCCCCGGACCACUCCCCUGGGGUGGGAACGGUGCUUGUGCGUGGCCUCGCGCCUUUCCUUGUUGGCGGGAAAACUGAGCCGAGGUUGGGGGGCUUGCAGAACUGCUGCAGUGGCUCACUCUGCUCCUCGUCUUUAGGCCCUCCUUGCUCCAGAAGGUUCACGGAGUCUGUGUGGACUGUGUGUCUGAGGACAAUUCUAACAGGAGAAAAUUCAUCUGGAACAGAGGACCAGAGACUUGAGUUGUCAUAAAAGGCACAAAGAACGUAUAGCUUCUGAGCUAAAUGAUGGCAACGUUGCAGAGUAAAGAAGAACAUGGGAAGGGGUCAAAGAAAACCUUCGCCCCACCUGUACAAAAAAUGCAUAGCCUGAUGUGCUAUAGCCCUAACUCACCCAAGGAGGAGACCCUGGGGAUCAGUUCCUCAAAGGACAGGUUAGAGAAGAAGGAGGAGAAAGCAACCACAGAAAAUGGUCCAAGCAGUGGCCAGGAGAAAAAAGGAAAGGCUAAAGACAAGCAAGCAGAGAAGAAAGCAAAGGAAAAAUUAAGUCUCACCAAUGCAGAAUUUGAGGAGAUUGUCCAGAUUGUGCUACGGAAGUCCCUCCAGGAGUGUUUGGAGACUUCCUGUGCCCAGCCCAUAAGACGUACCCAAUUAGACAAGGAACCAGGAAUUGCUUCUUCUACUGAUAAUGAUAAUGCUGAUGGAGAGAAGGUAAUGGUACCUCAUAUUCUAGAGAUUUCAGCCACUAAGGAAGCUGGAGUGACCUCUGUGAUAGAGACACCUAAGCCAGGGCAGCCAGAUCCUCCGCCUUCUGAGAAGAAAUUCAAUAGAUUCUCCUUAAGCAAAGGAAAGAAAGGAGCCCAAGAUGAGAAAAUGGAGAAAGCCCAAAGUGGACGUGAGCCCAGACAGAAAGCUCAACUGAAAAAAACAGUUCAAAAUCAUUCUCAGAUCAGAAACCAACAAAAAGGAGAAGGCAGUGGUUUUGGUCAGUGUCUCGUCUGGGUCCAGUGUUCCUCCCCAAACUGUGAGAAGUGGAGGCGGCUUUGUGGGAACAUUGACCCCUCAGUGCUUCCAGAUAAUUGGUCCUGUGAUCAGAAUACAGACUUGAAGUAUAAUCGCUGUGACAUCCCUGAGGAGUCCUGGAUAGGGCAUGAGAGUGAUGUGGCCUAUGCCUCCUACAUUCCAGGAUCUAUCAUCUGGGCCAAGCAAUAUGGUUAUCCUUGGUGGCCAGGCAUGGUAGAAUCUGAUCCUGACCUGGGGGAAUAUUUUCUUUUUGCUUCUCAUCUUGAUUCCCUGCCGUCUAAGUACCAUGUGACAUUUUUUGGAGAGACAGUUUCUCGUGCUUGGAUCCCAGUUAACAUGCUGAAGAACUUCCAGGAGCUGUCCCUGGAGCUAGCUGGAGUGAAAAGGUGCAGGAACAAGGAUUGCAGUCAGAAACUGGGAGUGGCCCUGACGAUGGCUCAGGAGGCAGAACAGAUCAGUAUUCAGGAACGGGUUAACUUAUUUGGUUUCUGGAGCCGAUACAAUGGAUCUGACAAUAGUCGGGAAGGAAAAGACAUAACGCUUACUGGGGCUAACAGCCCAGAUUCCCGCUUGGAGAAAGAAGGGGAAGAGGCCGUGUUGGAGGAGGUGGAGGAGGAGGAAGAAGAGGAAAAAGACUCAACUUUGCCCAGUCCCAAGCCAGCCAAAAUUCAGACAAAAAACCCCAAGGCAAGAGGUGGGGGUGAUGCAGGCAUAGCAGAUGGACGAGAUGGGAUCCUGCAAAGAAAGACAACGAAGAGAUCUCUGGGAAAUGAAUCUGCAGCAACGCCUGUACGCAUAAUGGGAAGGAAAGAAGGACACAGGAAUUCAGAGCCUGACCAGCCAGGCCCUAAGAAAAAAUUUAAAGCUCCCCAGAGCAAAGCUGCAGGAACCAACUUCCCUGAGGACAAAGAAGCUAGGAUGGAGCCAAAGGGCCUGACCCCACCAGCUCAUCUUGGGGCUUGUCCCAUGGUGGGGAAAGAAAGCUCCAAGUGUCCUCAGGAGGCUGGAGGUGUCCUCCAUGACGAUGAAGCCUCCAGUGACCUGGACCUGGAGCAACUCCUGGAAGAUGUUGGAGAAGAGCCGGAGCAGCUGGAGGAGCCACAGUGUGGAGAUGACCCUGGGGAGUUCACCACGACCUUCUUUGAGGAAUAGCUGUGUGCUCCUGCCUCACCCACUUCCACAGGAGCAGCAGAGAGAGCCCCUCAGAGGGUCCCUGAGAAGCUACUAAGUGUGGGGUUUGUUCCUCAGCUACAGGUCAAUUGGCUAAAGUCACGGCUCUGCAGUUUAUGUGUUAAUAAAACAGGUUACUGGCUUAA
Messenger RNA from Prionailurus viverrinus (fishing cat), 2614 nucleotides. RefSeq names its product zinc finger CW-type and PWWP domain containing 1 (gene ZCWPW1). The coding region runs from base 561 to 2450 and encodes 629 amino acids. Gene Ontology annotation, cellular component: nucleus. The record is from RefSeq and is a predicted model, not a curated record. The transcript is spliced from 19 exons. Gene Ontology annotation, molecular function: zinc ion binding. NCBI's taxonomy places the organism in Eukaryota, Metazoa, Chordata, Mammalia, Carnivora, Felidae.